AUGCACAGAGUUAACUCAGAGAGUGGACUAGUCAUGAUAGACCCCAGGUUAUCCGCCAUUUUCACCAUCCCCCGUAUCCUGGGGACUUUCCCGAUGGACGAGAAGUUCCUCUUGUCCAAGAAGUGGCUCCCCUACAGCCUCAUCAUCCUAUCAAUCAACUUCUCUGAUCUUAUACAAAUUCUGGCCAUCCAAGUUGGGAAUAUAAAUGUUUAUAGCGAAAACGCCAUUAAUAUCUUUGAAAAUUUAAUCUCUCUGUCUGAUUCUGUCCACAACACAUACGAUCCUUAUGUAUUGAUUAGUGUCGUAUCAAUUUCAAUACGACUGGUCCUCUAUUUCUAUGCUCUUUUGCUUCCGAUGUUUCCAGGCCUGUUAUGGAAAAAUAUCGUGCUGAUUGUUUACAUAGCAGCCAGCGUCGCUUCUGUCGCUGCCAUCGCCCAUUCCAGCUGUAGUUUCUUGCAACAGAAUAUUCAAUACGUUCUUCGUUGGGUAUCCUAG
Messenger RNA from Nezara viridula (southern green stink bug), 495 nucleotides. Lineage: Eukaryota; Metazoa; Arthropoda; Insecta; Hemiptera; Pentatomidae. The record is from the annotation of a GenBank genome assembly.